GCAAAAGCCACGGCCCUACCGGAUGAUGAUGAGCUGCUGGAUUCUCUGGCUGCUGACGCCUACUGCUUCGGGAUUGAUGGCAGGAUCUACUUUGCACCUACGAUGAGCACUUUUUACAGCGACUAUCACCAGCUGCAAGAGCGCUUCCCCCAUCUGACGUGGACGGGCAAUCCUGAUCGACCAACACUUGAGGUAAUUGGGGCCUUGGUCUUCGAUACCAACAGCAAGGAGCUUUCAGCAGUACUUGACAAUCAUGCGUCUGACUUGUACUCGUUCGGCAGUAUUGCUGCCGCUCCCAACGGAAAGCUUUACUCACCACCUGAUGCGGGGGAUUGCGUCGCAGUGCUUGACCCGGGAACUUGUAGUUUUGAUUUCCUGCACAUUGACGGUCCGCCUGGAGACGGAACGUGGACAGGUAUUGCAUCAAUCGCAGAUGGCUACAUGUACUGUUCACCUGCGUCUGGCAGAAAGGUGUUGGUCAUUGAUUCCAAUAAGAGCAGGCUGCACACCAUCUACGAUGAAGAGCUCAUGGACACCUGUGAAACUGACAGCUGGGGCGAGCAUCACACCCACUGGAGUGGCAUUGCGGCCGCACACAAUUCCAAGCUGUACUGCUCGCCUCGCGAUGCCACCCGUGUUUUAGUGAUCGAUGCCAACACCUGGGAGUUGUCUACCAUUGAUAUCGGUACUGAUGUGAACCCGGACAUGAUGAACAAGUGGUCUGGCAUUUGUCUUGCCGAUGACGGUCGUCUCUACUGUUCGCCAUGCUGUGCACACACUGUGCUGGUCAUUGAUCCC
Molecule: messenger RNA, 798 nt
Organism: Symbiodinium pilosum
Lineage: Eukaryota; Dinophyceae; Suessiales; Symbiodiniaceae
Source: the annotation of a GenBank genome assembly